GCACGACUGUCCAUCAGGGCAUCAUAUCCAUAUCUCUUCAAUGGCGUCCAUUUUCUCACUGUCAUCUCCUACGUCCUCAGAGACCUUAUCAUAGCCAGCGAAGAAGCUCGACCAAAAGCCAUUUACCUUCAAGGAAAACUGUCAAGACGCCGUCCAAAUAUCCUCAGCGAAACCAUCAUCGUGCCAGCAGGCUCAUCACUCUCAGUCAGAAUAACAGCACCCGCAGAAAUCAGUCUAUAUAUCAACAUGGCAGAACCACAGAAGAAAACCGUGUCGCGCACCCGCAUCGCCCUGGUAAUGCUCGCGACGGUAGUCUUCAUAGGCGUAGUCGUCCUCUUCGCCCUACUCGCAGACGAAGUAUUCACCAUCCCCUACUUGACUCCCGUCGCAAAGUUCCUGGCAAUGGUUCUCUCGCCAUUCAUACCCCUCAUCUUCCCGAUCUACCUCGGAAUCUUCCUCAAGGUCUGCGCCUACCCGAAGACAAACUGGCCUGGCAAGACGAGAUGGGUGGCCAUUACAGCAAUGUGGGGAUUCAGCCAUACUCAACGUGCUGUGCAGAAUAUCUGGAAGGUCUGGGGUCGUGCAUUUAAGGGGAAUGGAAUUGAGAGCAUUUGCGGACUGGAUAAGUGCAAAGCAGCGUGGGCUGAGGAAGCGCUUACUGUUCUGGUGAUUAUCGCCCACAUGAGAGGCUGGUCGUGGGACAACGACCUGUUCACCCGAUGGGUUGAGGGUUUGGUUAAGCAAGAGAAGAUCGCGUUGGAGAAUGCGAAGAGAAAGGACAGUGCACAACAGAUGGAGAAGGGUGAGGUUGCGGUCGAAGAUCAGAUUGUGGAUUCGGAAAAGAGCGAAUUGAUGGCUAAGGAUGGUAUUGUCCUGGAGAAGGAGAAACCAUUGGUCGAGAUUGAGGAGGAGCAAUUCGACGAGAACCUUCGACUCGAAAUAUAAAAUGUGGGAAGUGUCCAAGAUGCAAGAGGAGGAUCGGGUAGGAUACCCAAAGUCUGCUUUCUCGGACCUUGGUUCAAGUCUGUAACAUACACUUUUCGACAUUUGUCGUACACAGCGUUUCUUCCAUUGUACAGUACACUUAAAGCACACUAUUCGUUCUCAUGAACAACUUCAAGUUCGACUUUGGCACAAUGCAUGUGAAUUGGGAUUUGUGAUUUAUAUAUAUGUACAAUAUUUAUU
This is a messenger RNA of Mollisia scopiformis, 1185 nucleotides long. RefSeq lists its product as uncharacterized. Lineage: Eukaryota; Fungi; Ascomycota; Leotiomycetes; Helotiales; Mollisiaceae. The transcript has a single exon. The record is from RefSeq and is a predicted model, not a curated record. Bases 247 to 945 code for a protein of 232 amino acids.